Messenger RNA from Manis pentadactyla (Chinese pangolin), 7076 nucleotides. Its product is annotated as zinc finger protein 655. The transcript has 5 exons. The record is from RefSeq and is a predicted model, not a curated record. Lineage: Eukaryota; Metazoa; Chordata; Mammalia; Pholidota; Manidae. The coding region runs from base 1737 to 2723 and encodes 328 amino acids. Gene Ontology annotation, biological process: regulation of DNA-templated transcription.
UUGUAUUUUUUUGUCCAAACUUGCCCUCUCCUUUUACCCCACCCUCCAUUCCUAUGUUAAAGUGCCUAAAGGGUCCAGGAAAGGUAGGUUAUUGAAUGCAGAUGACCGGGUAUGUUUUUGUACUUAUGUAGUGUCAAAAUAUGGCAGGGACUAUGGUAACAUAUAUAUAUUUCCAUUCUUUGCCUACUGAUCUACUGACACAAGGAACCCAAAGUGGCCUGGUACUAUUUUCAGCUUCUAGUUCUGUGGAACACUUCAAGUACCUCCUAGAAGAAAUGUUCUUGAGAAUCAGGACCAUAAUCCAUCAGAUUCUAGGUUUGGAGAUAGAAAGCACAAAUUUCACAAGUGGGUUACUGGGUAUGAUAGUAAUAGGGACCACUUCUGUUUUGACCCCUUGGUCCUUGUACCUAUGUAAUUUUUCUAUUAGAGACACAAUACCAUAUAUGUUCAAUGCAUAUCUUGGUUCAAUGCACAUCAAUGUAUAUAUUGUACCUUGGAGGACAGCUCCCCAACUUUGUUAAGGUGCAGCAUCUUGUAUCAGUGAUUUAACUGUCUUCAACAUGCCAUCCCACAGUUCCAUGAGGCUAGCUGCUUUGGGAUGAUGAGUAAGCACCACGAAUUUUGUGGUUCUGAGUACACUGUCACACCUCCUUGAUCAUGCAAUGGGUUCCUUGGUUUAAGGUAUGUCCAGUGGACAAGGUAUUCAUUCCAUAAACUCUCAGAUGAUGGUGCUGUUGGAGGUAGAGCAGUCAGGGAACACAAGCCCAGCUUCAGGGCAUGUAUCAUUCUGGUACGGUAUUUUACUUCUUUUGUUAUCCAUCCAUGCCUGGUACAAUGGUGGGCAUAUGAGAAAGAUUAAUGAAGUGCUCAGUCCCUUGGGAAUAUUUGCUUAUACAUUUUAUUUACAGCAAUAUAAUUUGUGUUAAUCACAAAUUUUGUGUUAAUUUCCACUUGUAUCAUCUGAAGAGCUGUAGAAAAUUUUGCUCAGCAGCACAAUAGUAACUACUCUUUCUUACUACUUUUGGUCAGUGAUUGAUAUUUAGUGGUGGGAAGUGGAUUCUUAAAUGGGUGUCUCCUGUGCUCCUCUGACUGAAGCCAACUGCCUGAGUCAGCUAAAACUUAGACACAAAUGCACCAUUGCCUUAGUUUGCUCACCUCUGCUGCAAAAAUGCAGCAUUCUACAAAUAGGUACAACUUGUGGGGAAAUAGCAACUUAGGAAAGAACUCUAAACUUCUAGCUAUCCUACAAUACUAGAACUGUUAAUGAAAAGGAGGAAGUAAUAUGCCAGAUAUUGUCCCUGGGAUCUCAACAGGAGCAAUAGACAUCACCUGGGGGUAUAUUUUUGUUCAAGGCAAGACAAAGUUUCUAACUGGACCUGUCCAAGCAAUUGACUAAGCUGUACAUUUCCUAUCUGUGAUGCCGGCUCCACCUUGAUAGGGAUACUGUUGACUAGAUUGUGUCAUAGUAGGAAGUUGCAUUAGAUCAGUGAUACUCAAGGUGGAAAGGGAAGGAACCAUCAAGAGGCUGACGUAGUUUGAAAAAGCAUAUAAAUGUCACUCUUUUGACUUUUCUUGUAUUUAACUGUAAAUGUUGGAGCCAGAAGGUCAUAUGUCCUAAGGGCUUCUGUUCCAGCGCUCAGCCCGCCGGUCCACGAGCUCCGUGCUUUAUCUCUGUUUCUGCACAGUCCAGUUUUCCCACCAGGAACGCAGUUUUCUCUUCCCCUCCAGCUUACUCAAUGGCCCCUCCUCUCAAGAUUUUCUGUGGUCCUCAUAUCACCGUAGCUUCUUCAAUCCACACUCUAAUCAGUUGUGUUUUGUACCCCUGUGCUGUUCUUGACUUGAGGGCUCAUGGAAGUCGGACCACUAGGUCUGCCAUUCCUCCUCGCCGCCCAUGUGGGCUGCCACCACCCCGCGGGGAGUCUCGAGGAUUGGCUGGAGCUACGGAAAGGCCAGCGGGGGUAGCAGGGAGCGCGGUGAAGGCAGGACAUACGGAACUUACUCCAGCAAACCUCGGCGGCUCCCUCAGGGCUCUCAUCGGACUCCGCCUCCGGAAGUGCCACAGAGACGCGCUGGCCUCCAAGAGGUCUAGAGCGGCACUCGAAAGGCUGGGGCGGCUCGCGAGCCAGGGUGUCCGCGACGGGACGGCCGCUUGGCCCGCCCCUUGCCUCGGAACAGGAAUGGAGGAAAUACCGACCCAGGAAGCAGAAGGAUCACCAAGGGUCCAGUUUCAGUCAUUGGAGACCCAGUCUGAGAGUCUGUCCCCAGAGCCUCAGUUCGUGCAGGAUGCCGACAUGGAACAGGGAUUCACUGGGGCGCCACCUGUUCCCCAGGUGCCUGCUCUUCCCCAUGAGGGAAGCCCAGGAGACCAGGCGGCUGCACUCCUGACAGCCAGGUACCAGGAGUUUGUGACAUUCGAGGAUGUGGCUGUGCACCUUACUCGAGAGGAAUGGGGAUGCCUGGACUCUGUUCAGAGGGAUCUCUACAGAGAAGUCAUGUUAGAGAAUUAUGGGAACGUGGUCUCACUGGGCAUACUUCUCCGCCUUCCCACCACCCGGAUUCAUAGUGUGAAUUCCUGCCCGGCCCUGAGUCAUACCCAGGCAAGUGCUUUCUCUGGAGAAACACUUGCAGUCCUUUCAGCAGGAAUCUCCAAGAGAUGGCCCAAGUAUCGGCUUCCCAUCGAUAUUGCUCGUCCCCGCUCGGAAACUCCUUUUCCACGAUUGUAAGAUACUAAUUACAUUUGAUUGAUGGAACAGAUGCUCCCCAGGAUGUCACCACUGUGUAAAAUUGCAGCUCCUCAAGUGACCUUUGUUAAAUUUCUAAAAGGCCAAGGAACCCCUCUGUUGCCACCAGAUGCAUUUUGAACCCUGGGUUCUGGGUUCGUUCAGAAGCCACAGUUGGUGGUCAUUUACUUGUGUUCUGAGAAAUCACAAAGUUCAACUCCAGCUCUUCAGUUAUGAUCUUUUCAUGUUGUUUUGGAAUGUGGAAUACACUGUGCACCCCUCCUUUUCUGUUGUGAACAUAACCUGCCCGUUCUGUUACCCAACUCUCCUGCAACCCCUGGGCUUUCUUCAUAGUUAACACUCUAGUCUUCUUCCUUUAAGUCCGUGUGUUCCCCUCAAAGGUCCUGCCUUCAUCCCCUUUAUUCUUUGUGGAGCUAUACAGAUUGAUGCAUUGAUACGACCUCUUCUGAUCAAGUGUUCUUUAGCUUUUCCCUUGAUGGAGGGGAAAUGGGAGGGCAAAAGAGUUAAAUUUUCUUAUUUUCAGGUUAUCAAAUUGAAUGUAUAUUUAACAGCUUUGUAAACUCUAAGUGAUAUGUAAUUGCAAACUACUGUUAAUUAUCUAUUAAUUACAUAAUUUCCAACAGUUAACCUGUCUACUUUUUGGAGUAAAGAAACUUCUUACCAGUUUAAUCAGCCUAAUAGCACAGCAUGCUAUUAGACUGAAUUUUAUCCCAUUUCCUCUGUCAUCUCUGCACAUACACAGGACACACAUGAACAGUCCCACAUAUGAAUGCAUACAAGAAAUCCUCCUCACUUCUGUGACCAAGUCAGCAGCAUCUCCUUAGUAAUUAUUUUUUACAGUCCUUGGGAAGUCAUUUUCAUAUUCGUGAGUUCAGCAAACUCCACCUGGAAUUGAAGUUUAUACACUUAAUUAACUUAGCUUAAUGUUGUAAAAUUAGGAUUUUAUAAUUCAGUCCCUGACUUAGGGGUCCCACUUCCCAGUUCACAUCUUGUUCCCAUGGCAGUAGCUCUGAGGUAUUUGUUGGACAUUAGAACUUUGGUCCUUCAGUUAAGUGUUUUCCUAUAUAGUAAUAAAUAAGUAUGAGUAGAUUAAUGAAAGAGUAAAAAAGUAAGUGAAAAGCCAUAAAUUUCAUUAUCAGAUCUAAAAAGAAGCAUAUUCUUUUGACAGUGAGUGAAUUACUGGCUUGAUGGUCAUACCCAAGGGGAAGUUAUCUGUGACUUGGUGCUGGAGAUUAAGACUGGGAAAGAGGCCUAGACUGCAUUUCCUAUGGAACAGUUUGGCAGGUGCCCUGUUAGAUGAUAGCAUUAGAAACAUACUUAUCAAAACUCUAAUUGAUAAGUGAGGUGAUAUAUCAGGAAUCUUUGCCCCAUGCCCUUUGCUAUUUGAAGUUGAUGUGAUUAGGACAACAAUGAUUUUGUAUAGAAUGUCUUUUACUACCCAGCUAUGUACUAGUUUUUGAGAAUCCAGUGUGUUAGUAGGCACUGUAUAUAUUUCAUUUAAUUCUUAACAUAACUCUGUGAGCAGGUAGUUAUUCCACUUUAUAUUUGAGGAAAUGGAAGCUCAGAAAAGUGAUCUGCUCAGGGUCAGAACUAGGCUUGGGACUCAGGUCUGAUUCUGAAGCCCAUGCUCUUUCAGUAUUUUGUGCCUUAGAACAAUUAGUCCAGCCACAUAAUGGUGUUUUUAUAUUCUUAUGGCUCUGUACUUUGAUGACAAUUAAAAAUGGCCAUGAAAAAUUGGACAGAUAGGCAUAAGGUACAGCUUGGGAGCAAAAAGGACAUGCAUUAAGAAGUAAUAUUGUGUAGAGGUUCAUUCCAUUAUUAGAGAUAUAUAUACAAGAACAAUAUUACUAAGGAGAGAUUUUAUUUGUAUAUUUAUUGAGGACCAGGAAGAAAGGCAUGAAGCUUCCAGAUGGCUAAAAUCUUAGCAAAACUGGUACAGGCAACAAACCAAAUAAUGAGGUAAAAUUUUAAUGUUAUUUUUAAAGACCAGGUUAAAUAAAAAAUCUAAUUAGAAAACUGUCAAGGUUUACAUUUUAAAAGUCACAAAGUUAAAAAAAAUUAAUUUUAGAUAGGAAAAAUUUAAAGCAAAUGCAUAUUUUGAAAGCAUGGAGUUUUGACUUAAAUUUAGGGUAAAGGUAUUUAGGCCAAUUGCAAGAAAACCUGCCUUAAUGCUUUCUGUGACCCUUAGCGUGAUAGAUGGAAAGAGAAUAAACUGGAACCAGACUUGGAUUCCACAUAACCAGCUGUGAUGCAUUGAGCAAAUUAUUUAAAUUGACUUUCAUUUUCUUCAUCUGUAAAAUGUGAAAAAUUAUGUUUACCUUUCUGGGUUGUGCCAAGGAUUAAAUUAGGAUUAAAUUAGAUUACAUAUACACACACAUAUAUACAUAUAUGUGUAAAAUUAUAUAUAUAUUUAUAAAUCUAAUUUAAAAUAUAUAAGUAAGUAGAUUAUAUAUAUAUUUAUAUAUGUAUAAAAGUACUUGGUUCAUGGUAGUUAAGUAUUUUUUUUGAAAGGCAGCAAGUGAUAUGAGCUAUAGACCAAUUUUUUAGUACAAAUAUUUCAAAAGAGCAUUGAAAUGAUUUCUUUAUAGUGGACUUUCCAUAAAUUGAAUAUUGCUCAGAUUGUUGCCUAGGGGUUUGGAUUUUUAUUAUAAAGAGAUUUCAUUAGUUUGACACUAAAUAAUCUCAUAGAUCCCUUUUAAUUAAAACAUACAUACUCCAAACCUUUUGGAUCCUAGCUAUCCAGGUAUUGUUCUAAUCACUAUUUCAGUUCUUUUUAUUAUUCUCACCUUUUGCUCUAUUGUCUGUUGGAGCUCCAUUGUGUGUUGGUCUUCUGUUCUCUUUCUGUAUAGAUUGUGGAGGAAGGGAUGGAUUUCAUUCCUCAUCAUUACUUUUUACUAGUUGAGUAUUUAAAAGCCAGCUUCUAAAAUAAGACUGUUUGGAUUUGAGCCACAGCUUCACCAGUUAUUAUGAUCUUAGGGAAGUUACUUAACCUCUCUGAAUCUUAAAUGGGUAUUUGUAAAAUGGCUAUAGUAAGAGCUCCUACCUCAUAAAAUUGUGGUGAGUAUUGGGUGACUGAGUCGAUAAAGCACCUUGCAUGGUACUUUGCACCUACCAAAUGCUUAAUAAAUCUUAGCUUACUUACUAUUUUGAUGAUACAGAUGACUUUAAGUCAAAAUCUUAAACCCUGUUCUCUUUUCUAAACUGUAGCCUUAUAUCUCUACCUGCCUGCUCUAGUCAUGUUCUCUUACACUGUUCUACAUUACCUUCAACAUAAGUCUAAAAUCAAACUCAUCAUCCCACAUGAAGAUGAUCUUUUUUGUUGUACAUAUGUGAUUUAAGUGUAGAUACAGAGUAAAUAACCAAAAUUUGUUUAAGUUAUCAAAUAAAAACACUUUAAUAAAUAACGCUGUUAAAGUUGCAAAUUGUGUUACCAGAAUUCUGAGCAGUAUAGUUGCUGCUCCAUGCCACACUAACUUUGUUUUUAACUUGCAAAACUAUUCCAUUUGCUAUGGAGGACCUUAACUAAGUAAGUGUCCAAAAGGAGAAUCAAAUCUUGAUGCCCAGCAGGAAUUCAGAAACACAGUAAAUGCCUUUCUUAUAUCUGUUCUGAUCUCCCUGCUCAUAGGCUCUUACAUGGAAUCCCAAGAUGGCACUGUUGGUUUAUCAAAAUACUUUUCAGGCCCAAUGUCCUCUUUGAAACACUGGCUAUUAUAUGUUGACACUUGGGCACAAAAUUGGCACUCCAUGUAGCGCUUAAGUAAGAAAAUAAAAAGUGCAAGAUGUAAAAUACAUAGUCUCUGCUAUCAAAGAGUUUAUAAGUCAAGUAGGGAUGGUAAUACUGCUAUCAGUUUAAAAAAAUUUACAGACUCUGUUUAUAUUGACAUGUCAUAAUAAAGGGAACAAAGUAAAUCUUGUAGGUAUUUGGUAAGUGGAGAAAAGGACUUUUGUAGGCAAGGUGUUUGAGCUAGACCUUGUAUGUGUGCUACUAGAAGCUUUCUGGAUGAACAUGUGUAAACACGGCCCUUUUGAUUCUGUAAUAGCUCUGCUCCCUCAGAAGCCAAGUGCCUCUUACUUUUCCUUUAAAAGAGAUUAGACCCUAGCAGUCCAUUAUGCAAGCCAGUGAAAGCUGUUUUAUGUAAAGAUGCAUUUUCAAUGCACUUUCCUCACUAUAUCACAUAAUUAGUUGUUAUAUCUGUCUCUGCAGUUAAGCGUGUAAAGUCCUUGAGGAGAUGAACUUUAUCUGCUUGGGCUCUUUAUCCCCUUAUACUUUGCAUACAGGAGGUACCCCAUAAAUGUCUGUUGAAUAAAUAAAAAUUAUAAGCACCUAAUGGGUAA